This is a messenger RNA of Penicillium alfredii, 111 nucleotides long. RefSeq lists its product as uncharacterized. Bases 1 to 111 code for a protein of 36 amino acids. The transcript has 2 exons. The record is from RefSeq and is a predicted model, not a curated record. Lineage: Eukaryota; Fungi; Ascomycota; Eurotiomycetes; Eurotiales; Aspergillaceae.
AUGUCUUCCUCAGACGCACUUCAGCCCCCUAUCGCUCCCGCCGAGCGAAACAUUGUGAAAUCCUACGGCGGCUGGAUCAUGUUUCUGGCCAGCUUUGGGCUGAAACCAUGA